UAUCGCCGCUUUCGCUUACAAGAACCUAUUCUACUGACCGCAAACACGACAUUAACGCGCUUGAAUGUCUCUGUUUCAAUAUCUCUGCCUUUUUCGAGCUGAAAUACGCCGCGAGCGAUGACUAUAUAUGAUGCCACACCUCUACGUUUCGUUACACACCAUAACAUAUCAUUCCUCACCUUCUUCCUUGGCUUAAAAUUCAUAGCCUCGACCUAGAACAUACAAUGCACUUCUUACUUCCCGCUACUCUGGCCAUCCUGGUCGCUACUGUUGCUGCCCAAGUUCCCAACUGCGCGCAACCCUGCGUUGCUGCCGCAAUUUCGUCUGUCGGUUGUCUGUCCAACGACGUCCAAUGCAUUUGCGACAAUAAAGAAGCGGUUGGUGAUAGCGCUGGGCCGUGUGUUGUGGCAGAAUGUAGUGCGGAGGAUGCGCAGCGCAAGUCCCUUUCACUGUCGUUUGAUAAGCAGGCUUUGGAUGAGUUCCAAUCGCUGUGUCCGUGAGAAGGACAUCGACGAGAUGAUUCGAGAGGUCCUAGGAAGGUUCGGAGAGGUGUGAAUAUAUGUAGCUUGGGAUGAAGAUGGUGUGGUAUUGGAAGAUGUAUGGUCUAUGUUACUGUACGUGAGAUACUGCUGUAUUGCUAUCUAUCGUCUUCUUCUUUCAGCGACUACUUGUGACUCUUUCAUACAAGUUGCAAAUCUAUUCGUCUUUCUCUGUUUCUUUAGUACAUGUGUGCUGUAGUCGCUGAUGGGCUGCUUCUUCUUUGGGCUGCAGGAUCCCCAUCAGGUCAUACGCCAUGUUUUAUUCUCUUUUAUGUUCUGUAUCUCAGUUAAAGGUGACUGAGCUUCGCAACAAAUGUACUUCGAUAUUUAAUUUUCCUCGUGUCGACAAAAG
Messenger RNA from Pseudovirgaria hyperparasitica, 891 nucleotides. RefSeq lists its product as uncharacterized. The record is from RefSeq and is a predicted model, not a curated record. Lineage: Eukaryota; Fungi; Ascomycota; Dothideomycetes; Acrospermales; Acrospermaceae. The coding region runs from base 225 to 500 and encodes 91 amino acids. The transcript is spliced from 3 exons.